Molecule: messenger RNA, 1015 nt
Organism: Brassica napus (rape)
Lineage: Eukaryota; Viridiplantae; Streptophyta; Magnoliopsida; Brassicales; Brassicaceae
Product: calmodulin-2
Exons: 2
Coding region: 286-735 (149 amino acids)
Molecular function (GO): enzyme regulator activity; calcium ion binding
Source: RefSeq, a predicted model, not a curated record
AGUCAAUGCUCCGCGUACAGACCGCGUAAACGUGUGAUGCGAUCAUUGUCGUCCACUCUGGCGAGUUUGAAGAAAACCAUUAUUAAUAGCAUUAACUAACUAGUAUCCGUGUCCGGGUUGGAUCCGGAUCCGGGUCAGAGUAAAAGUCGUUAACAGGAUCCGAUAAAGACGGUGUUUCUCUCGUUUCCUCGCUGACACUUCUCUAAUCUCUCUCUUCUUCUUCCCUCGAUUUGAGAGAAAAUAAAAACAAAAAACAGGAAUCUAAACGAGAAGAAAACGAAAACAAUGGCGGAUCAACUCACCGACGAUCAGAUCUCUGAAUUCAAGGAAGCCUUCAGCUUAUUCGACAAGGAUGGUGACGGUUGCAUUACCACCAAGGAGCUGGGAACUGUGAUGCGUUCUCUAGGACAGAACCCAACCGAAGCAGAGCUUCAAGACAUGAUCAAUGAAGUUGACGCUGAUGGUAACGGCACCAUUGAUUUCCCCGAGUUCUUGAACCUCAUGGCCCGUAAGAUGAAGGACACCGACUCCGAGGAAGAGCUCAAGGAGGCAUUCCGGGUGUUUGACAAGGACCAGAACGGUUUCAUCUCAGCCGCUGAGCUCCGUCAUGUGAUGACAAACUUAGGUGAGAAGCUCACUGACGAAGAGGUCGAUGAGAUGAUCAAGGAAGCUGAUGUUGAUGGUGAUGGCCAGAUUAACUAUGAGGAGUUUGUCAAGGUCAUGAUGGCUAAGUGAUAGUAAAGGUUUUGGACCCAAAAAGAAAAGUCCCAAACUUGGUUUGCUAAUACUCUUUAUGUGAUUCUUAUAUUACUGUUAUGUUUUUAAAUUCUUAUUCAUGGGACUCUCUCUGGUCUGUUUUCUUUUAUGCUCUCUACAUUUGAAGUCUUGCUUUGUGUUCUUAUUGCUAUUUGUAAGUUGUAACUUGGUCUAGUUUCGUGGUUUCUUAUUAAUGGUCUCUCUCUAGUAAAGCAUUGUAUCAUGGUUUUGUUAAAUGCGGUUCUUCUUUAAAGUGUUA